AUGGAACGUUCUGCUUCUGACUCAUCUAAUGAAAGACAUGUUCCACGUGGUUAUGAAGAUACAUUAACCCCAAUACCACCAUGGGAACGGAGGAAUAUGGCGAGGGUACCGUACAUGAGUGCCAACUCUCAGCCACUCAAUCCUACAGAACGCCAGGCCUUGCAAUCUCUAUGGGCGACAAAUGAAGAAAGGCAUUCAAAUCCGACAAGACCUGGACUUGGACCUUAUGGCCACAGAUCCUUUGACCAGGGCUAUCCUCUAUCACAUCAAGACCGACACGUUUAUCAAGACAGAGAAGCAGAAUCAAGAGCGCAGACUCCCCAAACGGCACCUCUCUUCACUUGUCCGCGAGAUCCACCAUCCAUCCCAGGGAGAGGAGGAGGGGCAAGAUCCCAUCGAUCACAUACCGUCCCUCCACCCGCCCGAAAUCCCCCACCAUUCACCACAAUGCCGCCAACUCCCCCACCGGAGAAAACCUCCAAUAACAAUCUCUCCCGCUCAUCCACGAAAUCUUCUUCUUCUACGAGGACAAGCACCACCAGGUCCAUCUCCAUCUCUUCUUCUGCUUCUCCAGGCCCUUCCCCCCGAAUACGACAAUCCAUGAUUCCUUCUUUACCGGGGACGAUGUCUGCUAGGGAGAGCAUUGCUGUUGUUCCUGCAAUCAAAGUAGAGAAAUGGAAGCAGCGAGAGGAACGAGAGGGAACUGAGGAAUGGCCGAAGAAGAACAAAGUCAUCGAAACAAGACCUCCUCCUCCUCUGGGAAAAAGAUUCAAAUCCGCCUUCAAGGAUCUCUUCAAAAGGGAACCGGUUGAUGAGAGUUUAUAUGAGAGGAUUGAUGUUGAUCGGCAUUGGACGGAUGAAUGA
Molecule: messenger RNA, 864 nt
Organism: Ramularia collo-cygni
Lineage: Eukaryota; Fungi; Ascomycota; Dothideomycetes; Mycosphaerellales; Mycosphaerellaceae
Exons: 1
Coding region: 1-864 (287 amino acids)
Source: RefSeq, a predicted model, not a curated record